This is a messenger RNA of Oncorhynchus masou masou (cherry salmon), 1231 nucleotides long. Its product is annotated as chondroitin sulfate synthase 1-like. Gene Ontology annotation, cellular component: membrane. Gene Ontology annotation, molecular function: glucuronosyl-N-acetylgalactosaminyl-proteoglycan 4-beta-N-acetylgalactosaminyltransferase activity. The record is from RefSeq and is a predicted model, not a curated record. Lineage: Eukaryota; Metazoa; Chordata; Actinopteri; Salmoniformes; Salmonidae. The transcript is spliced from 2 exons. The coding region runs from base 380 to 1231 and encodes 283 amino acids.
AUGGCGAGGUAGUGGAAAGAAUGGGUUGGCUACGCGUCUCUGGGCGAAGAAGAAACCAUACAUUUUGUUGAAGGUCGCAGUUUUUUGUCAUUUAUUGAUAGGGACGGAAUGCUUGCAGAUUAGUAGGGCCACAUGAAGAGAGGAGUGUACGUUCAGGUGGUGGGUUUAUGGAGACUGCUACGUAUGCAGCAGCCAGCUUACAUCGGGACCAAAAGCGGGUUGGAGAAGAAAGAGGCUUUCCUACCAUGAGAGCGAGUUAACCCCGCGAGUUAACCCCGAGGGUGAAACAAUUUAACAAAUAUUGCUUUACAAAGACGCUGUGUUGGCAACAGCGAGAAUAGGCUACGAGGCAAAUCGGAGUUGGGUCAAGUUUUGGGGAAUGGCAGGUCGAAGCCGAAGAGCAUGGUUUAGUGUUCUGUUGGGGCUGGUUGUCGGGUUCACCCUGGCUUCCAGACUCAUAUUACCGAAGGCUACGGAGUUGAAGAAAUCCGGUCAGAAACGCAAGGCGAACCCAGCCGGUUGCGGGUUGAACGGGGGUCUGAGGAGAGAAUUCGGUGGGAUAUUAUGGCCCCCGCAAGAUAACGGAUUUUCGGCCACCGAGAAGCCAGUUCCGAGGUCCAACAAUUUCCUUUACGUCGGCGUCAUGACUGCCCAGAAGUACCUGAAUAACCGCGCCAUCGCGGCACAUAGAACGUGGGCUCAGACCAUCCCGGGCCAUGUGGAGUUCUUCUCCAGCGAGGGUUCGGACACCACCAUCCCCAUCCCCAUCGUGGCGCUGCACAACGUGGACGACUCCUACCCACCGCAGAAGAAGUCCUUCAUGAUGCUCAAGUACAUGCACGAUCACUACCUGGACCAAUAUGAGUGGUUCAUGCGGGCCGAUGAUGAUGUGUACAUCAAGAGUGAGCGCCUGGAGGGCUUCCUGCGCUCGCUCAACAGCAGCGAGGCCCUCUUCCUGGGCCAGACGGGCAUGGGCGCCCGCGACGAGCUGGGCAAGCUGGCGCUGGAGCCCGGUGAGAACUUCUGCAUGGGUGGCCCCGGCGUGAUCAUGAGCCGCGAGGUGCUGCGCCGGAUGGUUCCUCACAUCGGCCAGUGCCUGCAGGAGAUGUACACCACGCAUGAAGACGUUGAGGUGGGCCGCUGCGUGCGGAGGUUUGCCGGAGUGCAGUGUGUCUGGUCCUACGAGGUAAGAGCAAAGAUGGCGUCUGGUCGUAUUGUUUACUGCAGUUAG